GGCCGACGCGUCUUACCUGGUGAACAGGUAUGUAUCUUGACUACGCCCCAUCACCUUCAUUGUGCUAGGGUGAGGGGUGCCCAACAUGCCAUCUUCGAGGACCGCGCUGCGGCGUAUGCAGCGUUGGAAUAGCACUAGACAAAUGAAGAGCGCUCAAGCACUCUCUGUUCGAUUCUACCAUGACCAUUCCUACGGCUAUAGGGAGCCUCGGAAGUUCACUUUACCUGACUACAGCCCGUCUCAACUCGAGAAUCGUACUGUCAAUGCACCUCUAUUGCGUUAUGUUGACUCGUUACGCACCCAUGGCCACCGUGCAGCUCGCAUAGAUCCUCUCGAUCUCCUCCAGCGAGAGGAAAUUGCUGCGCUAGACCCGACGCGAUACGGGCUGGUUGAUCAAGGCAGAAAAUAUAAUAUCAACGGUAUCGUUUGGACUCAACCUGUCGGUGUGGAUACUGAAACGCCUGUGGAAUGGACCUUGGAGAAUAUUACACGUCACUUGAGGACCGUCUAUGUCGGUCGUAUUGCUUACGAGUAUAUGCACUCGCCUUCAAAGACUGAGCGACUCUGGUUCUCUCACCUUCUGGAGUCCGAGAUUGCAUCUUCAGAAGCUACGGACAGAAAUCACAAGGCGAAGGAGAGGAUACAUGGGCUCCUAGCUCGAAGUGAGACUUUUGACCAAUUCCUUCAGCUCAAGUUCCCGAAUUUGAAGCGCUACGGGCUCGAGGGUGGGGAAUCUAUGCUGCCUGCUUUGGAUGCCCUCUUUUGUAUCUCGGCUCGGGCUGGUGUGGAACAUAUCAUUAUAGGAAUGCCUCAUCGAGGAAGAUUAAACUUACUCACCGGACUUCUUGAAUACCCACCUCGCGCGCUAUUCCAUAAGAUCAAGGGCAACUACGAGAUUCCGGAACAGCUUGGUGCAUCUGGAGACGUUAUCAGUCAUCUCGUUUCGUCGCCUAGCCUGACCUAUGAAGGAGCGAAGCAACCUGUCAAAGUGUCGCUCCUUCCGAAUCCAUCACAUCUGGAAGCCAUAAGCCCAGUUGCGCUUGGAAAGACUCGCGCGAAACAAUUCUCUUUGCUCAAGACAGUAUCGGAUCCUAAUGACUGCUUCCCCGGAGACAAGGUUAUGUGCGUUCAACUACAUGGUGAUGCGAGCUUCACAGGUCAAGGUGUCGUCAUGGAGGGUUUGGGCCUCAGUAACUUGCCACAUUAUACGGUAGGUGGGAGCGUACAUAUCGUGGUCAACAUCGGUUAUACCACUCCGGCUUCGGGUGCUCGCUCGUCUUUGUACUGCUCGGAUAUUGGCAAGAUGAUCAAUGCACCUGUUCUUCACGUAAAUGGUGAUUACCCUGAAGAUGUCGCAAGGGCCGUCGAAGUUGCAUUCAAAUACCGGAACUACUUCCGCAAGGACGUGAUUAUCGACUUGAUCGUCUACCGUCGCUGGGGACAUAAUGAACUCGAUGAACCGGCGUUCACUCAACCUCUGAUGUACGAGAAGAUUCGGUCACGUCGUUCUGUUCCUUCCCUCUAUGAAGAACAAUUGAUCAACGAGAACAUCAUCACGGCAGAGUCUGCUACCUCCCUCCGCUCAUCCUACAAGGCUUUCCUCAACGAUGAACUCUCCGAGGCGGAUUCAUACGUCCCAAAGGCGUCGAUGCUGGAGAAGCAAUGGAACGGUAUCGUCUGGCCUGCAACCCCCGAGGCUGUGAGAAACCCAGAUACCGGUGUUGAUAUCCAAACGUUGAAGGAUAUUGGCAAAGCCAGUAUUUACUUCCCUGAAAGCUUUGAAAUUCAUUCUCGCUUGACAAGACAUGUGAAUAACCGACUCAAGGCUGUGGAAUCAGGACGAAACAUUGACUGGGCAACUGCAGAAGCCUUGGCAUUUGGCUCUUUGAUGCUGGAAGGUCAUGACGUACGGAUAUCCGGUCAAGACGUAGGCAGGGGCACGUUCAGCCAAAGACACGCAAUGCUUGUUGACCAACGCACUGAGAAGGUUAUUGUUCCAUUGAAUUCCGCCUUAGAGUCUGAAGGAAAACUCGAAUUGGCUAACAGCUCGCUAAGUGAAAUGGGCAUUCUUGGUUUCGAGUAUGGCGUUAGCUGGGAGAAACCCAACAUCUUACCUAUAUGGGAGGCGCAGUUUGGCGACUUCUUCAAUGGGGCCCAGGUUAUCAUCGAUACAUUCAUAUCCUCCGCAGAAACUAAAUGGUUAAAGCAAAGUGGAAUUGUUAUGCUGUUGCCACAUGGACUUGACGGCGCAGGCCCUGAACAUUCCUCUUCGCAUUUUGAACGUUUCCUUCAGCUUUCCAACGAUGGCUUUGAGUUCACUAAACAUAGCCGUGAUGUCAACGUACAUAUCGUUUUCCCGACGACCCCCGCUCAGUACUUCCAUCUACUCAGAAGACAAAUGAAACGUAACUUCCGAAAACCGCUCAUUGUCGCAGGACCAAAGGGAUUGCUUAGGCUUCCCGCGGCGAGCUCGUUAUUGGAGGAUAUGACCCCGGGCACGCAAUUCCAGUCAGUGUUGGACGAUACCAGUGUGGCACCCGAAGGUGUAAAGCGUGUCGUCCUACUAACAGGCAAGCUGUAUUAUGAUCUUAUAAAGGAACGGGCGGACCGGCAGAACGUUGGAAGCUCCAUUGCUUUCAUUCGUAUCGAGGAGCUUAGUCCAUUCCCCUUUGCUACUCUGGCAAAGAUUCUGUCAAAGUACGCCAAUGCCUCAGAAGUCGUCUGGGCACAAGAGGAGCCACGCAAUCAGGGAGCUUUCCCUCAUGUUCAGGAGCGAAUUAAUGCCGUCUUGGGUCACUUGGAGUUCCGCGGUAGAGUGGGGUACAGAGGUCGCAAGGAGGACUCCGUCCCUGCUCCGGGUGUAGUCAAGCUAUAUGCAGAACAGCAGAAGAAGGUGAUCGCAGCUGUGUUUGAAGAUGUGUACUAAGGAUUAUACAGGGUGUAAUAGCUGGCUGUGCACAGAAUAGGGUCUAAGGUAAUCUUGGAAUGCGAGCACUGUGCAAAUCCUACGGAUACAGUUCAAUGUAAUGGAAUGAGUAUCAACCCAGUUCAGAUGCAGAUUACGGUCAGUUGCGGUUUGUAUCUGGAACAGAACCAGUAGUUGUGGAGGGGAAAGGUGGUAUCAUGAUCACUGAACUGAACAUUGCGGAGGAUUGUGAGGCGGAGGUAGGAGUGAAGGUAUUUGAGAUGGGUGGUACGCUGCCAGGCAAUGGAUCUGGUGCUUUAAACGACAUGAAGUCAUAGAGUGGAUGCCUUUUGAGAUUCACGUUAUCUGUAGAAUAUUUCAGACACAGCUGGACACUGUCAAAGAAGCAAAUUUACCGAUCUC
Molecule: messenger RNA, 3328 nt
Organism: Somion occarium
Lineage: Eukaryota; Fungi; Basidiomycota; Agaricomycetes; Polyporales; Cerrenaceae
Source: the annotation of a GenBank genome assembly